Molecule: messenger RNA, 1519 nt
Organism: Ceratitis capitata (Mediterranean fruit fly)
Lineage: Eukaryota; Metazoa; Arthropoda; Insecta; Diptera; Tephritidae
Gene: IFT57
Product: intraflagellar transport protein 57 homolog
Exons: 5
Coding region: 177-1409 (410 amino acids)
Biological process (GO): non-motile cilium assembly; intraciliary transport
Cellular component (GO): intraciliary transport particle B; cilium; centrosome
Source: RefSeq, a predicted model, not a curated record
UCAUAAGUUAAUUUCCAAACAGCGCAUGACUUAGCAGGAGCGCGUUUUGUUAUGGAGUAAGUGCAACCAUAGCAACCUGCAUUUGUUUUCCACUUCCUCAUUCACUUAGUUUCUUUUCUUAAUUGUUGGAAAAAUAUAAAAGUUCUUCGCUGUAAAGUGUACAAAUUUCGUAAAAUAUGCAGGGAGAUCAACACGAACUAAACACUUUACCUGUAACCACAUUUCAAUCGGAUGAUUUAUUGGAAAAGUUGAAAAUGCUGAAUUAUGAAAAACAAUUGUUGAAUGAAUUCAAAAUGAAACCACUCUCGCGUUUCUACUUUGUCAAAUCGUUCAAUCCGGGCGAGCAGUUUUUCAUGUUUACUCUCAUUUGUUGGUGGUUAUGCCGCAAGUUGGGCAAGGAGAUGGAUAGACCGCAGGAAUUUGACGAUCCGAACACAGUGGUUGCCAAAAUUGUACAAAUAUUGGAUAAUAUGGACGUGCAAGUAGACUUUCCGCCCAAUAAACUUAUACGCGGCGCAGGGCCCAGUUGUCUGACCGUUUUGGACAUACUCGCAACGCAAGCGUCCAAAGUGGCGCAGAUAAGCUACAACCGCCCACAUAUAGCGCAAGAGGAUGAAGUCGCUGCUGAUUACUUGGAGGAUAAUGCCGAAAUUAUUUUGGAAAAACUAGAAGAUGAACAGAAUGCCGCGCUGAGUGAUGAUAGCGACAUGGAGGUCAACGGCGGUGGUGGUUUUAAAAAUCUCAAUUGGAUUAACCGUGCUCGCCGUGCAGAGCGUAACCACAAUAUAGAUUUACCCGAUGAUAAUCGAACGGCUGAGCGUUUUACCGAUCAGCAGCAAUGGAGACAGGAGUUCGAGCGUGUGCUGCCACAUCUGAAAGUCUACGUAAAAGCUGAUGCUCGCGAUUGGCGUACACAUUUGAGCCAAAUAGAGUCGUUGAAGGGUAACAUCGAUGAGUGUUCCGAGGAUACUCAAACACAAUUGAAAAAGUUGCACAGUGAAUUCACUUUUAGUUUGGAGAAGAUCGAAAGUCGUGAGAAACAUUUGAAUAAUGAAUUACAAUCCUACGUACGUCAGUUUAAGGAAAUCUCAAUUGAGCUGUCCAAUGUGCAGCACGCACAAUCUCAGGUGCAAACCGAUACAGAGGCUUUGAUGACACAAUUGAAUACAGUUGUACAGGAGAAUGACAUAAAGAAAAGCGAAAUGGAACGUCGUGGCCAAUCAAUGUCCGAUGGCAGCUCGGUGGUGAAUAUAAAGAAGGCAAUAAAUAAGCUAAAAGAAGAUACAGCGCAAUUAAAUUUGGAGGUAGCUCUGCUGGUGCAUGGCAUUGAUCAGGAUAUUCUGCGACAAGCUGGCGGGUUCACUGAUGUCGAUUCUGGCUAUGAUUCGGGAACUGCUAAGGCAUUUUAAAGGAUAAAUAUCGGAUGAUAAAUAUUGAAUUUAUGGCAUUUAUUAUUAAUAAUGAUAAUUUAAUAUAUUUUAUUUAAAGCUGCAAUUCCACAGAGUUAAAUAAAUUGAAA